Molecule: messenger RNA, 2213 nt
Organism: Gasterosteus aculeatus aculeatus (three-spined stickleback)
Lineage: Eukaryota; Metazoa; Chordata; Actinopteri; Perciformes; Gasterosteidae
Product: dihydrolipoyllysine-residue succinyltransferase component of 2-oxoglutarate dehydrogenase complex, mitochondrial
Biological process (GO): tricarboxylic acid cycle
Cellular component (GO): mitochondrion; oxoglutarate dehydrogenase complex
Molecular function (GO): dihydrolipoyllysine-residue succinyltransferase activity
Source: RefSeq, a predicted model, not a curated record
CCACCUCCCGUGACGCCCUCCCGCUGCCUAGCGAGCUUCCGUACCGCUCCUUCAACUGUCAGAUCGAUCCUCAGUCGGGGGCGCGCGCUGCUAUGUUAUCGCGAUCCAGGUGUGCGUACCGGACGCUCGGUCGUUGUCUGUCAGCGGCGAGCCAGGCAAAUAAUGUGCUGGUCCGACAAAGUGUUUCGGGCCUCACUGUGGGCAGCCAGCUAGUUUACAGGAAUUCUCCCCCAUGUGAAUUUGGAUCCUCAGCAAAUGACCCCCACAUAAGAUACUUCAAGACAUCUACUGUCCACAGGGAGGAUGUCGUCACAGUCAAAACGCCUGCGUUUGCAGAAUCCGUUUCAGAGGGGGACGUGAGGUGGGAAAAAGCCGUAGGCGACUCAGUGACUGAAGAUGAAGUGGUGUGUGAAAUCGAGACGGACAAGACGUCUGUACAAGUCCCUGCUCCAGCAGCUGGUGUAAUUGAAGAACUGUUGGUGCCUGAUGGAGGAAAGGUAGAAGGAGGGACGCCCCUUUUUAAACUCCGGAAAGGAGCUGUUUCUGCCAAAGCUGCUCCAGCAGCAGAGGCACCGGCGGCCGCUCCGCAACCUCCACCUCCAGCUUCAGCACCCGCUGCGAUGCCUCCAGUGCCACCGCAGGCCGCACCAGUCAAACAGGUUUCCGCCGUCAAGCCCGUGGCUGCACCUCCAGCGGCGGCUCCUCUGACAUCAGCGGGAAGAGGAGAAAACCGGGUGAAGAUGAACCGGAUGAGGCUGAGGAUCGCCCAGAGGCUGAAGGAGGCUCAGACCACCUGCGCCAUGUUGACCACCUUCAAUGAGGUGGACAUGAGCAACAUUCAGGACAUGAGGAAAAUCCAUAAGGAUGCUUUCUUAAAGAAGCACAACAUCAAACUGGGUUUCAUGUCAGCAUUCGUGAGGGCUGCUGCUCACGCUCUGACCGAACAACCUGCCGUCAACGCCGUUAUUGAUGAUACAACCAAAGAGAUUGUCUACAGGGAUUACGUAGACAUCAGCGUCGCCGUGGCGACUCCCAAGGGGCUUGUUGUCCCGGUGAUCCGUAACGUUGAGACCAUGAACUUUGCUGACAUUGAGAAAACCAUCAACGCAUUGGGAGAAAAGGCUCGUAACAACGAGCUCGCUGUUGAAGAUAUGGACGGAGGCACCUUCACCAUCAGCAACGGGGGCGUGUUCGGCUCCAUGUUCGGCACACCCAUCAUCAACCCCCCGCAGUCCGCCAUUCUGGGCAUGCACGGCAUCUUCGACCGGCCUGUGGCCAUCGACGGCAAGGUUGAGAUCCGGCCCAUGAUGUACGUGGCGCUGACCUACGACCACCGACUCGUCGACGGCAGAGAAGCGGUCACUUUCCUUCGCAAGAUCAAGGCGGUGGUGGAAGAUCCCCGCGUGCUGCUCCUGGACAUGUGAUGUUUCCACCACCGCGUCACUCUCACUCAACGCUGCAUACGAUGAACUCCAUGUCGCAAAACACGCACAAGUCGUACAAAAUAUAUCGCUGUCGCUUUUAAAAAGUUCCCUCGUAGAGGAGGCACUUAAGGUGGGCCGUUGGCUACAUGACAAAGGGAAAAAAAGAUCCCCGGUCGUCCAUCGGGCUUCGUUUUUGCUGCAUUUGAAUGUAGAAACGAGACAAGUCGCAUUUAUUUUACGCGUAUUGAGACAAAAAAAAAAAACGGUACACGGGUUUAAAAAGUUGAUAACACCUUCGUCUCUUCAGAUGAAAGUGUGAGGCCGUAGACAAACACUCGUUGCAUCCUUGUCCUUUUUGUGUCAUCAGGAAAAUAAACAGCUUUUCCCAAGCGGCAUUUGACUCGCUGGUUAGCUCAUUUCCCCACAGCCAGGAUAACGGUUAACGCGGGAUUGGAGCCAUCUCCUGAUUCUAGUUGUUACGAAGAGGUGUGUAAGAAGGACUCUGUAACUGGAGCAGCAGGUUUUUGUGUGUGUGUCACCAGUCAUAUUCAUCCGUGUCAUGUUGAGCAAAUGUUGAUCAAACCACUGCGAGAUUUAAGUAAAACACAACCAGGACUUCACAAACUACGACUCACCGAACCGUGUUUUCUUUUCAAUAUGUCGGGAAUUAUGUUCAAAACAAACGAGUUGGCUGCAGGGUUUUAUGUUGAGAUUUUCCUUGCUAUAUAUAUUACUUGCAUCUAUUAAAGAAACCAUUUUUAAGCAUUAAACAUCUCAAAGCUUUCUGUA